AUAUCAUAUCAAUAAAUUUAAUUAGACAAGUAGUAACUCUUCAACAUUUAUUCUUUGUUCCAAAUUCAUCAAAUCUCUAGUGAGAGAAUGAACCCUCGUCCAUUAUUCUAUAUUAGAAAUUGCUGUAUACUUUGACUGGCUAUAUACCACAUUUAAUUUACUCUCCCCAAGAAUAAUGACCUUCUUCAACACCAUCUUUUUCUUCAAACAACUUUGGAUCAUCGCCACCUUCACUUCCCUCUUCCUCUUCCUCCUUAACUACCACGCCACCCCUCCCUCCUCCGUCUUCCACCGCCCGUCCUCCGUCAACCCCACCGCCACCGCGACCGCCGCAAGCCACAUUGUUUUCGCCAUCGCGUCCUCCGCAAAAACCUUCGAGAAGCGCAAGGACUACGUGCGCGUGUGGUACACGCCGAACACGACGAGGGCGUACCUCUUCCUCGACCGCCAGCUCAACAACGGCACUGAGACCGACCCGACCCUCCCUCCUGUCCUCGUCCACGAGAGCACGGACGGGUUCCCUUACAACAACAGCAAGGGGGACCGGUCCGCAGUGGCGAUGUCACGGAUGGUCAAAGCCGUGACAUCAGCACUGCGGAACGAGUCCGAGGUGCGGUGGUACGUGUUCGGGGACGACGACACGGUGUUCGUCGUUGACAACGUGGUGAGCACGUUGUCGGCGUACGACCACGAGGAGUGGUACUACGUGGGGGGGAUAUCGGAGAGCUACGAGCAGAAUGCUUAUUUCUCGUUCGAGAUGGGAUACGGCGGCGGAGGGUUCGCGCUCAGCCGCGGCUUGGCGGAGGUCUUGGCAGGAGUAGUGGAUUCUUGCAUCGUGCGUUACCCGCAACUCUACGGCAGCGACGCCAGGAUCUUCUCUUGCCUGGCGGAGCUCGGCGUGGGAUUAACGCAUGAACCCGGUUUCCACCAGGUUGAUCUAUGGGGAAACCUGUUUGGCUUGCUCACAUCACACCCACAGUCCCUUUUAUUAUCCCUACACCACCUGGAUGGAGUUCAGCCCCUCUUCCCCAACAUGUCCCGCCUCCAAGCUCUCCACCGCCUCUUCACCGCCGCCCGAGCCGACCCGGCAAGAAUCUCCCAGCAAACCGUCUGCUACGACCCGAACCGCUCCCUCUCCGUCUCCCUCGCGUGGGGCUACACCGUUCAGAUUUACGAGGAAAACCGUCCCCUCCCCGACCUCCUCCAGCCCCUCCAGACCUUCCACCCCUGGAACAGAGAAAAGCGGACCCCGCGUUUCAUGUUCAAGACUCGACGCGUUUCCUCCCACCCUUGCAGAAGGCCCCUCGUCCUCUUCUUGGAUCGCGUCGAGUCGGAUGGCGGGCCCGGAGGGGCUGUUCGGACUAGGUACACCCGACAAAGGCAUUUGAAGCGUUGCUUCAGAAAUCUUGAUCUGGCGCACUUGCAAACAGUCAACGUUUAUUCUAACAAGCUGGAUGUCAGAGUGAAAGCUCCGCAACGACGACAGUGUUGCGACAUUUCGUCAUCUUGGGAUGAAUCGAUGGAUAUACGAAUCAGAUCAUGUGGGAGAGAUGAACUGACGGCCAUCCAUCAUCACCAUUAUUAUUAUUCCCCCAAGACCAUCUUCCUACUCUCCUCCUCCUUGUUGGCCAUAUUCCUCCUCUCUUCCUUCCUCCUCCUCCCCGAUUCCGCCCUCUCCUUCCUCCUCCGUGGCUCCGCCUCCGCCUCCCAACGCCAUGCCCCGCUGCCCCCUCCGCUCUCCCUCCGCCACGUCGUGUUCGGGAUCGCCUCGAACGCGAACUCGUGGCGGAGGCGCAAGGAGUACGUCAAGCUCUGGUGGCGUCCCGCGGAAAUGAGGGGUUGCGUUUUUCUCGAGCGGGAAAACGCGACCUCUGCCUCCGACAACGACACCGCACUCCUCCCGCCCGUGUGCGUCUCCGGGGACACGUCCCGGUUCCGCUACACGUACGGGGCGACGGGGAAGGGGACGCCCUCGGCCAUACGCGUGGCCCGCGUGGUUUCAGAGACCGUGGCCCUGAACCACACGGGCGUGAGGUGGUUCGUGUUCGGGGACGACGACACCGUCUUCUUCCCAGAGAACCUGGUGAAGACGCUGUCGAAGUACGACCACGGGUUGUGGUACUACAUCGGGGCCAACUCCGAGAGCCACGCGCAGAACAAGUUCUUCUCCUACGGGAUGGCAUUCGGCGGGGCCGGAUUCGCCAUAAGCUAUCCUCUCGCUAAAGUCUUGGCUAGAGUUUUGGAUUCAUGCCUGGAAAGAUACCCACAUCUUUAUGGAAGUGAUGCCAGAAUCCAUGCCUGUUUAUCCGAGCUCGGCAUUUCUUUAACUCUCGAGCCCGGAUUUCAUCAGUUGGAUGUUCAAGGGAACGUGUUCGGAUUGCUGGCGGCGCAUCCGGUGAGACCGUUGGUCUCUCUCCACCAUAUGGAUGUAUUGUUUUCGAUAUUCCCACACAUGACGAUAAUCAAAUCUCUCCGGCACCUGUACGCCGCCGCGGCCGUGGACCCGCACCGGAUCUUGCAGCAGACCGUGUGCUACGACCGGUGGUUUUCGUGGACGGUGUCGGUGUCGUGGGGGUACGCGGUUCAGGUGUUCGGGAACCACGUCCGGCUGCCGGAGGCUCUCCGGGUGCAGCAGAGCUACAUGCCGUGGAAGAAGGGCGGGAAGGGGAUGGUUUAUGACUUCGACACGUGGGAUUUCAACCCUGACCCCUGCCGGAGGCAGCCCAUUUUUUUCUUCACUAAUGCUUCUUCCGCCGCCGCCGGUGAUCGGGUCUCCACCGUAUACCGGAAGAUGACCAAGGAGAAAUGCAGAUUUGACUUGGCAUCUCCGAGGAAACUUGAGGAAAUCAAGGUUCAUUCCCACAAGUUGGUCCUUGACCGGAACCAGUUGCUAGCACCAAGAAGGCAAUGCUGCGAUGUGUUAGCUUCAACAUCAGAAAGAGUAAUGGAGAUUGAGAUUAGAGAAUGCAAAGAAGAUGAGAUUACUUUUCUCCAACAAUGAUGAUAAUGGUGGGUGUGACCAAAUUUCUCACUAUCAAAGUGCUUAAUUACUGUAAUUUUAGACCUGAGAUCCAUUUUUGUUUGAUUUGGUUUAAGGACACAAAGUCAUGUAUGUAUGAGUAAAUAGGGACAGAAAUUUAGGGCUGGAAUUUCAAUGUUCUCUGCCCAUAGGUCAUUAGAUCAACGUGUAACCGCUUCUCGUUUUGAAAUGGCGAAUCUCUUCAAGGAAGAGAAGAAGAGGGAAGGAAAGAACAAUUGGGGAAAGAUUUGAUUCCAUGUCUUGCAAAGGAAGAGACAAAUAAUCCUUUCCUCUAAAAAAUUUGACUUAACAUA
Messenger RNA from Cuscuta campestris, 3333 nucleotides. The record is from the annotation of a GenBank genome assembly. Lineage: Eukaryota; Viridiplantae; Streptophyta; Magnoliopsida; Solanales; Convolvulaceae.